Messenger RNA from Cryphonectria parasitica EP155, 783 nucleotides. RefSeq names its product NAD(P)-binding protein. NCBI's taxonomy places the organism in Eukaryota, Fungi, Ascomycota, Sordariomycetes, Diaporthales, Cryphonectriaceae. Gene Ontology annotation, molecular function: oxidoreductase activity. The transcript has 5 exons. Bases 1 to 783 code for a protein of 260 amino acids. The record is from RefSeq and is a predicted model, not a curated record.
AUGACCUCCCAAAGAGCUCUGGAUUUCGCAGGGGAUAUCGCCAUCGUCACAGGAGCCGGGUCUCGGUUGCCCGGCGAGAUUGGAAACGGCAGGGCCACAGCGGUCCUCCUCGCAAGGCACGGAGCCAAAGUUGCCCUGGUCGACCACAACGCCGAUUGGGUCUGGGAGACGAAGCGCAUGAUUGACGCUGAAGGAGGCACGUCCGAGGUCAUCAUCGCUGAUGUGGCAGAUGAAGAGGCGUGCAGGAGGGCGGUAAGUGAGACGGUCAGGCUGUUUGGGGCGGUACAUGUGCUGGUGAAUGUCGUCGGCGUAGGUGGAGCGGCUGGCGACGCCACCACGGUCGACAUGAAGGCCUGGGAGCGAGACAUGAGGAUUAACGUGACAAGCAUGGUUCUCAUGUGCCGCUACACGGUGCCCGAGAUGCGCAAGAGCGGGCGAGGGGCCAUCGUGAACAUAUCCUCCGUCAGUGGUCUCCUAGGUGGAAACCCGAGCCUUCUCUAUGCAACCAGCAAAGGCGCCAUCGUCCAGAUGACCCGGACUAUGGCUUCUCAUUACGGCGCCGAUGGUAUUCGGGUCAACUGUGUCGCACCGGGCAUGGUUCACACGCCCAUGGUCGGGGGCGCGGGGAUGAGUGCUGAGAUGAGACAGUCAAGGAUCGACCAGACUCUGCUGAAAGUAGAGGGGACUGCCUGGGAUGUUGGUUUCGCUAUCCUGUUCCUCUGCAGCAGAGAGGCGAUGUGGAUCACAGGAUUGAUUAUGCCAGUGGAUGGCGGUGUAAGAUAG